Messenger RNA from Histoplasma capsulatum G186AR, 1232 nucleotides. RefSeq names its product 60S ribosomal protein L11. Gene Ontology annotation, biological process: translation. Bases 51 to 572 code for a protein of 173 amino acids. NCBI's taxonomy places the organism in Eukaryota, Fungi, Ascomycota, Eurotiomycetes, Onygenales, Ajellomycetaceae. Gene Ontology annotation, cellular component: cytosolic large ribosomal subunit; ribosome. The record is from RefSeq and is a predicted model, not a curated record. The transcript is spliced from 4 exons. Gene Ontology annotation, molecular function: RNA binding; structural constituent of ribosome.
GUAGCCUUUCAUCUACUAACAGCCGACCGUCCAGCCGUACACGAAUCGCCAUGGCCGAGGGAAAAUCCAGCAACCCCAUGCGGGAGCUCCGCAUUCAAAAACUCGUCCUCAACAUCUCCGUUGGCGAAUCCGGUGACAGACUUACUCGUGCUGCGAAGGUGUUGGAACAGCUGAGCGGUCAAACUCCUGUCUACAGCAAGGCCAGAUACACUGUCCGUACCUUCGGUAUCCGUCGUAACGAGAAGAUUUCCGUACACGUCACUGUCCGUGGACCCAAGGCCGAGGAGAUCCUGGAGCGCGGCCUCAAGGUCAAGGAAUACGAAUUGAAAAAGCAGAACUUCUCCGAAACUGGCAACUUCGGCUUCGGUAUCAGCGAACACAUCGAUCUGGGCAUCAAGUAUGACCCCGGUAUUGGCAUCUACGGAAUGGACUUUUACUGCUGCAUGACCCGACCUGGUGAACGCGUCGCUAAGCGCAGACGAUGCAAGUCCAAGAUCGGCGCCAGCCACAGAAUCAACCAGACCGAGACGAUCAAAUGGUUCAAGACUCGCUUCGAGGGAAUUGUUCGAUAGAUGCUUGUUGGUUUUCUUUAUUCCGUCUCCGGGUUUGCGUCACUGUUUAGAUGUGGAAAAGAGUCAAAAGGGAGCCGGGGGGUAAAUAUUUCAUCUUUCUCUUUCUCUUUUUAUCAAUCUAGCGUCAGGUUUGGGCAUAUUCACGUCUUAUUAUUUUUUUUUUCCUUCCCUAUUUUGUUUUGUUUUUAAUGAUGUAACUGAAAAAGAAAAGAUGACGCCAAAAGAGGAAGCGAUUGGGAAAUCUGCGACCCAACAACGUCCGGACACCGGUGCCUAACACGGGCCUUUCUAUCUGGUGGGUGACCCAUCAGCGAAAGUGGACGCGGGUUGCAGAUUUUCAUGUUCUCUCUCCGCCUUUCGGUUCUCUCCCCCUUCCCUCUUUUCUACUAUACAAUUCAAUGACACAGAUGUUUUAUCCCUGACCCAAUAGAGGCAGGGAGAAGAAAAUGAUCGCUCCUUUUUUCUUUCCCUGUUUUCCAAAGAUUUCACAAUGGAGGCUUCACAAAGGGUGUCGUUCCGCUUAACCAUUGCUUUGAAACAAAAAGAAGAAGAAAAAAAAAAACAAAGGGGCGAUUCUUUUCCUCUCCUUUUAUUUUCUGAGGCGCGUCGAGUCGACCCUCAGGCGGCCUGAGAUUUGAAACAUUGGUCAUUUGGGUUUCU